CUUCCUCGCAUGUCUCCAAACCAGCCUGUCAAAUCACGGCAGCAUGUGAAACCCUUUCUCUAGAUACUUCAAUCACCGGCUUUUAAAUGUGUAUUUCUUCUGGAUAAUAUUUUGUACUUGUCUUUGAUUGUUUUUCUCUUUCCAAUACAUUGGCUCACAGGGCUUUAUUUGGACUGAAAUGGUGCAAUGCUCCCUAGGACAGUGCCGCGUUUAUUUUGGAUGUGUUGGAUACUGCUUUUCUGUCCGUUAAUAUGGGGCAUUGAAUGUGCCAGUGCACAAAGUUGUCAUGAAGUUAAAACUGCUUUCCAGCUGCGCCAAGUCGGUUCAUUAAAAUGGGUUCCAGAGACAGCAGCAACAGAUGCAGAUCUUUCUAUCUGCAAGCACCAGGGUCCCACUUGCUGCACCCGGAAGAUGGAAGUGAGCUACUAUGCAGCUGCCCAGAGAGACACACUCCAAAACAUUCUCUCCUAUAGCUUCGAACUCAAAUUUCUCAUCCUAGGCCAUGUCUCUUCCUUCCAGGAUUCCUUCCAUUCUCUACUCUCCUUUACAUUAAAUCACACCUACUCCCUAUUCGACAGUGCCUACGAGCCAAUAUCUCAAGACGCAAGGCCGAUAGUGUCUACCCUCUUCUUUGAGCUUGGUGCCUACCUCCGUGGCAGCGCGAACAUCUCCGUGGAACGCUCUGUCAAUAGUUUCUUUGACAAACUCUUCCCGUUGGUCUAUCAACACCUAGUCAAUCCUGGUUUGGGUUCCCCCGUAUCUAUCUGGUCUUUCGAUGGAAGUGAGUGCUUGCGUGCCACGCGGCACGAUGUCAACCCCUUCGGCUCUCAUCCACAAGACCUUUUUCAGGAGCUGUUUAGGGCACUAGCUGCUGGACGUGCCCUAAGUCGGGCUCUGGCGGUGGGUGGUGAGUUGCUGAAUGCCACAGAGAUGGUAGGGUUGGCACGCCAAUGUGGACACGCACUUGUGCGGAUGCAGUUUUGCCCACAUUGCCGUGGCUUGACGUUGAUCCGACCAUGUAGAGGACUAUGUCUCAAUGUGAUGCGGGGCUGUCUGGCAGAUCUUGCCGAGUUGGAUGGACCCUGGCGACGCUAUGUAGCAUUGCUGGAGGGGCUGAGUGGGGCACUGGCAGGAGGUAACGAGCUGGAGCUGGCCCUUCUACGCAUCCGGGAGAGGAUAAAUGAUGCCAUACUUACAGCCCAACUGAAAGGGCCACAUCUCAGUGCUGUGGUUGGUAAGGUUUGUGGAUCCUUGACUGAGCCAGUUUCCUCCACUCCAGUCAUUUCCACCUCGAGGAGUCUGGAUCUUACAGUGAACUCCACCAUAGAACCCCAAACCUCAGUCUCGUCCUCAAGUCCCACAACACUACCUGAUACAGGCAACCAACUCAAGCUCAUUACACUCAAAAGAAGGUCUCUGCCUCUAAAGCCAUCCAGAAAUGACAAACCCAGAAACCUGAAAAAGAUUUCAAAGGAAUUUACGGGCUAUAUCCAGCGGUACAAAUCGUUCUUCUCCACCCUGCCGGAGAUGCUGUGCGAGGGGGAAGUGGUAAUGGAAGAACACACCUGCUGGAGUGGAGAGGAUGUGGUGGAGAGUUAUACAGGUCAUGUGGUGGGGAAUGGACUGCAAGCCCAGAGACAUAACCCAGAGAUAAAAUUCAAAAGUCCUGAUCCAGUUCUGGUCACUGUGAAGGAAAGAUUAGAACACUUUAACCAGGAGCUGUGGGGUGAGGCGGGUUUGGCAACAGAUGGCCACGAAGAAGCUGACACGGGCAGCGGCGAUGCGGCAGAAGGCAGCGGUGAUUGUGACGAUGAAGAUGGCUGUCAAGGAUCGGGACACAGCAAAGGUGAGACAGUGAACAUUGAGAAGAAAAUCAGAUUACAUAUUCCACCAUGGGGCACCAAUACCCCAAUCAAACCCAGACCCAAACCAGGGGUGAACGUCAAAGGAGCCGCCCACACACCGACAAUCUCACCCAUCCUAGUCCUUCUUCUCUUAUCCUUGAUACACCACCUCCUGUUGUCUGACACCAUCUGAAGCUCACAGUGCAGUGCAAAGAUCAGAACAAACAGGAAAAGAAAAGACUCAAGAUUCAAGCAUGUAUUUGCACUAGUUCCAUUAGAAGCCUGCACACUUGUCUCAUGGUGUGCAUCGCACACAGCUGAUCUCCUCAAAUGCUCAGUAUGUUCGUAAGUCGGCCCUGAAGGAUGUGACCAUUCAUGUUGCCUGUUCGAAAACCACUGGUUAUUCACACUGGCUUGUUUGCUCAGUUAAAUGUUUUUAUGUAGCUCCUAAAGGCCUUGCACACCAAAGGCGAUGCAAAUACGAGAGGCGAAUCACCAACAAAUGGCCCUUGCACAUAGUAGCGUCGCGAAUGACAUUGUUAGCACAUUCACGCCUUUACAAAUGGUGGCGCUAAUCAAUAAGCAAUUUUAUCCUGGUAUAGUAGGUGGCUCAAUGCAACUUUGAGGUAGUCUGCCUUCUGCCUAUGAUGGAUGAGAAGAAGUACUUGACAAGCAGAUAAAAAACAGAAAAUACAUUUCUCUACAUGCUGCAGCAGUGAUGAAGAGUUUAUUGUUGAUUUGAUCAACGAGAAAGAAACAUACUAUUUCAGUUCACCUGUUGGUCCAGUUGACAGACAGUAUUAUCAUGUGUGCACAGUCUGAAAGAAUUGAGAGGGGGGAAAAAUAAUGGUUAAAAUGUUAUCAUGCAGAUUACGUGCCAAUGCCAGGCAUUCGCUAUAUAUAUUGUGUUAAUUACAUUUCUUUAAAUUCACAGCGUAAUGCACACAUAUAAAACGACUGUUGUCACAGAUGUUGCAGAUUGUCUCUUAUUGCAUGUGGUACAUUUGCUCAAAACAUGUCACUAAUUAAACUUUACGGCAUUUAAACACUCAAAGAGUCUAUAUGAUGCAAGAAAUACAACACAGAUUUCACCCAACAAAAACAUCUUCAGUCUGACCCAUUAUUAGAUACUAAAACUUGCCAAAGACAGCUGUUAAUUACUAUUAACAAUUGCACAGAAAUAAGGAUUUUGUUGAGACACCACCACAUUUUUGGUAUACAAAGGCAUUUUGAUACAAAUACAUAUAGUGCACUGCAUGUCACAGCAUUAACGCAAUUGAUAUUUGGCGAAGAAAAAAAUAUGUUUAUUAAAGAAGUGAUACAAUGAAAAUAUGCUGCGAUAAAUGUUAUAUUAAUGAAACAAGAGAACUCAAGUAUGAUUAAAUGCAAAGGCAAACAUUUCAGCAAUAUGGAAUGCAUAAUGAAGACAAUCCACGUAAAAUCAGAGAGGUUUUUUAAAGGGAUGCAAGGCAGUGAUGCAGCAAUAUCAUUUACAUGUUAAAAUAUAUACAUUUUUUUCAGUUUUUAAGGCAUUUUAUGCAAAUGAAUGUCACAUCCUCAGCACAUUGUACAAAGGUGCCUCUGUUUGUUCCUGGCAGGCAGCAGAUACCCUAAUCCCAGCCCCAUCUUAAUCCUAACCAUAUGGCGUCUGUAAGGCUGAGACACCUUUAUCCCAUGGCGCACGUCCUCACUGCUGGUUCAGGAUUUCAUCCUCAAGUUCCUUCAGUGUUUAAUUUCGGUGGUCAAAGCAGCUUUUUGCACUUUAGCGUUACCUGUUGCGCUGGUUUUGGAAACUGCAGCAGCUCCAGACACUUGAUCUAAAGCUAAUAUUUGAUUGGUUGGGGCAUUUUAUUGCUCACUCACAGUAAAAAAAAAAGCUUUGCUGUGCCGAUGCGCGAUGUGGUGCGAUUGUUUGCUCCAGGUGAGAAUGGCUCUUUAGGAAUGCAUUGUUUAGAUUCAAAAUGUUAAUCGAGCCAAGAAAUCACGACAAAGGUUCGUGUUUGGUGUGCUAAGGCCUUUAAUUGCAAACAUGUCAUUCGCAAUGAUUUAUUGGAGUGGGUGGACACUUUUGAGGGUUUUUGCUGCUAUCUUUUUUCAUGGCAACAGUGACUUCUCUGAUUGGUUGAUUUCUCUUUAGGAUUGUGGGUAAUGUAGUACUUCACAGAGAAUUCAUUAAAAAGGAAAUCUCACUGAGAAAUCACACUGAAUUUUUACAGUGGCUCACAUCUCAUGGUAGCUCUGUGUUUAUAUUAGGGAUGUGCACGAAUAGUCGACAUUCGGUUAAAUUUCGAGGAGCCACUAUUCAAAUACCAAAAUCACUAUUUUGUUAUUUUACACAUGAAUAACCGACAUCUUCAACUGUACAUGAACUCGAAGACACACUAGCAGGUUUUUCGUCCCGGUUUGGGUCUGUUUUUCCAGUAUGAGCUAGGAGCUGUUCAAAAAUGCUUUUUUCUGCAUCUGCACCGUUUUUCUAUAUACUGUUAGCAUGCGCUGGACGGACCUCUUUGACUGUUGUGCUGAAUCAAAGUAAAGAAUCCAAGUUAAAAAGAACUUAAAUUUUUGUACCUGCAUUUCAUUCAUUGUGCUGCGUUCUGAAGAAGUUCAGGUUGCAAAAAGGGACUUUGUGUGACUGUUACGUCUCAAAGGAAAUGUGAACCUGCCUGGGUGGAGCGCAUAUACAGACUGUGAGUUUGAUUAUUUUUGUUUGACUUCAAUGUGAGAUUUCAUAAUUUGAAAAUAUAUACAUUUUAGGCUCAUAGCUUACCGUACUUUUUAUUUGCUGCUAUUUUGAGUAGUGUUUGAUAAAAUUCUAUUGCAAUAAAGACUCUUUAUUCUCAUGUCCUGACGAAAAAACUGUUCACGAAACCUCACGGUUAACCGAAUGUUAAUGACGCCGAAUGUGCACAUGCCUAGUUAAUUACAUUAUUUUUUUUAUUAAUAAAUGUUUUACUUUCAAAACCCUGCUUUAGUGCUCUAUUAUGCUUGUCUGGUUCAGUACGUUUUGCAAUAACACAUUACAUCCUGAAAAUGUGUCACUAUCCUUUAACGGUAUUGGGAAGUCUACCCAUUUCUUUUUAUUUGUGUACUAUUGUGUGUGUAAAUUGUAUUCAAGAAAGAGCGAGAAGAAAAUGUUGUCUUUCUUUUAUCAAUCCACCUGUUUGUGCAAUUCUAGGACUUUUUUAAAAGUCAAAUUGUACAUUAACAUACAGUAUUUAUACUGAAAUGUAUGUAUACAAAGUGUGUAUAUGGGAUAGUCGGGUUGUGCAUAUAACCAUUUAAAAGUAUGCAAAUAGCUUUUUAUUAACUCAAAGUGUAUUCAGACUUUAUUUUAACUAUAUGUACAGUACGAAGUUUCAGACCAUUGGCUUCUAACACUUCUCCAAGAUGUUUUGACUGUUUGCCAUAACAUCACAGUCUUAAGAUUUGGUUUAUCCAUGUAGCUCUGACAGCACAAUAUGUCAUUUGUUAACGUAAGUGCUUGUACACAAAUCGAUCAAUAAAAUGAUAUCAGAUUUUCAGAGUAGUAAUGUCUUUUUCAUCUCUUUAUCUCGUUGUUUCUCACUAAGGCACUCUUUGAAAUGUACAUUUUUGUUCUUAUUUCAGCACCUUUUCUGUAUCAACAAUAACCUCUA
Xyrauchen texanus (razorback sucker) is the source of this 5479-nucleotide messenger RNA. Its product is annotated as glypican-5-like. Gene Ontology annotation, biological process: cell migration; positive regulation of canonical Wnt signaling pathway; regulation of protein localization to membrane. The record is from RefSeq and is a predicted model, not a curated record. Gene Ontology annotation, cellular component: cell surface; extracellular region; plasma membrane. The coding region runs from base 187 to 2037 and encodes 616 amino acids. The transcript is spliced from 9 exons. NCBI's taxonomy places the organism in Eukaryota, Metazoa, Chordata, Actinopteri, Cypriniformes, Catostomidae.